This is a messenger RNA of Toxoplasma gondii ME49, 2478 nucleotides long. RefSeq names its product kinesin motor domain-containing protein. The record is from RefSeq and is a predicted model, not a curated record. Gene Ontology annotation, molecular function: microtubule binding; ATP binding; microtubule motor activity. Lineage: Eukaryota; Apicomplexa; Conoidasida; Eucoccidiorida; Sarcocystidae. The transcript is spliced from 18 exons. The coding region runs from base 1 to 2478 and encodes 825 amino acids. Gene Ontology annotation, biological process: microtubule-based movement.
AUGGGACCGCAGUUAAACUCAGCAGCGCCCUUACAAAGCCUUCCGCAGUUUAGGACAGCAGAAGCGACGGCUGGAGCUACGAUGAGGGUCGCCGACUUCGUGCCCUGUGACGGGACGCCCAGCCGUCUGCAAAGUGCAAGCUACGUCGGAAAUGACAGGAAGGCAGCAGAGAGAGUGCGAGUGAUAAUAAGAUGCCGACCCCUCAACGAAAAGGAACAGGCUGAAGGCAGCGAAGUUGUGGUCCACGUCGACUCGCCUUCAGCGACCGUCACUUUAUGCAGGACUGAUGGCAAGUCAUGUGGAUCAGAAAAACGAUUCACUUUCGAUGCGGCCUACUCCUGGAACGCUGAACAAAAACAUAUCUAUGAUGAAACUGCUGUCGGCAUUGUGGAGAGCGUCAUGGAAGGGUAUAAUGGAACUAUUUUUGCGUAUGGCCAGACGGGCACCGGGAAGACCCACACUAUGAUGGGCACUGAGUCCUGCCACGUCAACAAGGGCAUCAUUCCUCGGGCGUUUGAGCACAUCUUCAGCAGAGUUGCAUGUUCGACGAGAACGCGGUAUCUGGUCCAAGCGUCUUUUCUGGAAAUCUACAACGAGGAGAUUCGAGACCUCCUCGCAAAGAACCCCACUGGCCGCCUGGAGCUAAAAGACCAUCCACGAAGCGGCGUGUAUGUCAAAGACCUCUCGAGUUUUGUGGUGAAGGGCGUCGAGGAACUGCAAGCAGCCAUGCUUGCAGGACAGAAAAACAGGAAGGUCGGGGCAACAUUGAUGAACGUCGUUUCGAGCAGAUCUCACACGAUCUUCACCGUGACGAUUGAGUCGUGCGAAAGCGUCGAUGGGGAAGACAGUCAAAUUCGCGUUGGAAAGCUCAAUCUCGUCGACCUAGCUGGAUCCGAAAGACACGCGAAGACGGGGGCGACUGGGGGCACCUUCAAGGAGGCGGCGAAGAUAAAUUUGUCUCUGAGUGCGCUGGGAAAUGUGAUUUCUGCUCUCGUGGAGUCCCGAACGAAUUUCAUUCCUUAUCGGGACUCGAAACUGACGAGGCUUCUUCAGGACUCCCUAGGAGGCAACACAAAGACAGCAAUGAUUGCCACCAUUGGCCCUGCGGACAGCAACUACGAGGAAACCUUGAGCACCCUCCGGUACGCCCAUCGAGCCAAGAACAUUCGAAACAAACCGCGAAUCAACAGCGACCCGAAAGACGCGGUGAUCCGAGCUUUCCAAGAAGAAAUUGCUAAGCUGAAAGCCGAGCUGGCCUAUGCUGCAACACUGCCCCGUGAAAUUGAGAGAGUCGUUGAAGUCGAGAAGAAGGUCCUGGUAGAAGUGGAGAAGAAAGUUGUCGUUCCUGUCGAGAAGGAAGUUCUCGUCGAGAGGGUCGUCGAAAAAGUCGUCCCUGGCCCUCCAGCAGAGGAAGAAUUGCGUCGCCUCGAACGAGCAGUUCAAGAAGAAAAACGGCUCAUGUAUGAAGACUUUGAGCGAGAGAAAAAGCAAAUCGAAGAGGCGCGGCACAUCGCUGAGGAAGAGAAGGCCUCCUUGAUGGAAGAACUGGAGGCCCGCAAGAAGGAGCAAGAGGCUCAGAGAGAGCAUCAAGAGGAAUUGAUCGCGAGACUCAAGGCAAUGGAGGGAAAGAUCAUUGAAGGAAGUCAAGUGAAGCAGCAGGCCGCCAAACAGGAGCAAGAGCUCCGAAGGACGCAGCUCGAGUUGGAGAAACAGAGACAGAAAGAGCUGCAGAUGAAGCAGGAUCUUGAGAAGCACCAGCUGGAGCGUCUCACUUUGGAGGAGAAGUUCAACUCUCGCGAAGAACAAAUCGGCUGUUUGACGGAGAAGCUAGAGAAACUGUGGAGAAGUUUCAAGACGGCGAUGGCAGAAAUCGAGGAUCUGCAGCACGAGUUCCAAGCAGAGCGAGAAGAUCUGCUGGACACCAUACGUCAGCUGACGAGAGAGUUGAAACGCCAGGGUGCAAUAAUCGAUCAUUUCCUUCCCAAGGACGCUGUCGCUACGAUCGACGAGCAUUUGCACUGGGACGAGAACCUUGAGGAAUGGGUCCUCGCAAAAGCCGAGCUGACAGGAAACGUUCUUUACGCAACAGAAGCUCUGCGAGAGGCUCACAUCUGUUCCAGCUGCGCCGAGGAAAUGUCGACGCCUAGACAGAGGUUCUCUACCGGAUCAGCAAAGAUUGCGAGGACUCGAAGAACGCCUUCGUUUGCGACAUCUCUCGACAUACCUCAGACUUAUCUGCUGUCUUCGGUUGACAGAGACUUUGAUGCUGUAGACUCUGAACGAAUAAAGUCCGCCAUUUGUACAGUGCUGGGGGCCGACAGCAGCACAGAUCAAGCCCAAGCUGCAAGGAGAGAGAACAUCCACCUCGAGUAUCCCUCCGAAGCAAACGCGUUCCACGGACAUUCUGUAAGUUCCUGCGGGCGGAAGAUUUGUACACAGACAACUUGUGCUUUUAGAAGAUACCUGGAAUUAUUUUGA